Messenger RNA from Vanessa tameamea, 3036 nucleotides. RefSeq names its product sodium-coupled monocarboxylate transporter 1-like. Gene Ontology annotation, molecular function: symporter activity. Bases 565 to 2367 code for a protein of 600 amino acids. The record is from RefSeq and is a predicted model, not a curated record. The transcript has 13 exons. Gene Ontology annotation, biological process: sodium ion transport; transmembrane transport. Lineage: Eukaryota; Metazoa; Arthropoda; Insecta; Lepidoptera; Nymphalidae. Gene Ontology annotation, cellular component: membrane.
CCGGUAGACGUCGCUACGGUUGCUCGAAAAUUUCCUAUCGCUGUGUAUAUUGUAUUCGCGUGCCAAUGUGUGUGUUGCAUUUUUAAAUAGUGUACCUAAAUAAUUUUAUCGUGUAUGCGACUGACGUAUGCUGUUAAUUCAUUUAUUUAAACAUAACUCGUGUAGUCGCAUGUUGAUACUGACGUGCAUACUUUCAUCCAUUUGUGCUAUUGCUAUGAAAAUUGCGUGUGCUCUUUUUCCGAGAGUCACGAUAUGAAUGGUGCGUGUGGUAAACUGACAAUGACAUUAGUAAUCUGUGAUGUAAGCGCGCGGGAAAUUUGAGUUACUUUCUGAAGAAUGUUGACAUUCAGAUAUAUUUUUUUGCAUAGAGUGCAAUAGAUUCUUACGAGUUGUGAUGUUCAGUGAAAGUUGUCGGAACUAGUGGACUUGUUGACAUUGUCGUACCGUGCAUACGUUGACGCCCUUGUAUCAUUGGCAAUACAUCAUAUAUGCGAAGAAUUCAUAUACUUCUUCCGUAAUAGGCUUAUUUAAUGAAAUAAAUAAAUUAUUUUACAGAUUAACAAGAUGUCGUUCACAAUGAAAGAAGGGGGUUUUGGGGUGGGUGACUAUGUGGCGUUCGGUGUGCUGUGCGCGUCAUCUUGUGCCGGUGGGGUGUGGUAUAGUGCUGUAGGAUCCAGAAGCAAAGCUGUGGUAGAUAUUAAGGAUUACCUACUUGGAGGAAAGGCGAUGUCGACUUUUCCUGUUGCUAUGUCAUUAAUUGCCAGCUAUGUCUCCGGCGUCACAAUCCUCGGUACGCCGGCAGAAGUCUACAACUACGGUACACAAUACUGGCUGGUGAUCGUGGGAGUCACCCUUAGCUGUGUCGUGGUGGCGACCGUGUAUUUACCUGUGUUUUGCACGCUCAGACUAUCGUCUUCGUAUGAAUAUUUAGAACUACGGUUCAAUCGCCAUGUUCGAGCGGUAGCAUCAAUUCUCUUUCUCUUGGACGAGGUAUUGUUCCUGCCUAUGGUUGUUUAUGUUCCUGCACUAGCAUUUAAUCAAUUAACGGGUUUUAAUGUUUUUGCCGUCGGUGGUGCGAUGGUUGUAAUAUGCGGCCUUUAUACAGUAUUAGGUGGUCUGCGAGCGGUUGUGUGGACAGACUCCGUGCAGACGGGCGUGAUGUUCAUCGGCGUGGUUCUGGUGGCGGCGGCCGGCACCCUCGCUGUCGGUGGCUUUGGUGACGUGCUCAGUAUAGCUAAAGAAUCUGGAAGACUUGAUUUAUCAAACUGGAGUUUUUCUCCAUACGAGCGUCAAACAGGGUGGGGUGCAGUAGUUGGUGGUUUUCUAUAUUGGACUUGCUUCAAUUCCGUCAACCAGACUAUGGUGCAGCGAUAUAUAGCUCUUCCGAGCAAACGGAAAGCCAUAACCGCGCUGGCUAUAUUCUGCGUGGGCGCGAUCCUGGCGAUAACGCUGUGCGUGUGGUGCGGGCUGGCGGCGUGGGGCGCGUGGGUGCGCGGCGGCUGCGCGGCGGCGGGCGCGCCGCUCGUGGACGACCGCCUGCUGCCCGCCUUCGUCACGUACGUGGCCGACGUGCAGCACCUGCCCGGACUCUCGGGCGUCUUCCUCGCCGGUGUCUUCGGGGCUGGCCUGAGUUCCCUGUCGGCGGUGCUGAACGCGUGCGCGCUGGUGGCGGUGGAGGACAUCCUGCACGGCUGGCUGCGCCUGCGCCUGCGGCCGCUGGCCGAGGGCAUCCUCGCGCGCUCCGUCACCGCCGCGCUCGCCGCGCUCUCCAUAGUCAUGCUCGUCGUUAUAGAGAAGCUUGGCGGGGUACUCGGCGUGGCGACGGCGCUGUCGGCGAUCGCGGCGAGCGCGACGUGCGGCAUGUUCACGCUGGGCAUGUCGUGCUGGUGGGUGGGCCCGCGCGGCGCCGUGUGGGGCGCGGGCGCGGGCGCGGCGCUGGCGGGCACCGUGUCGCUGGGCGCGCAGGCCGCCGCCGCCGCCGGCCUGCGCGCGCCCCCGCUCGCCGUCUCCGCCGCCUGCGCGCUCAACGCCACCUUCGCGUCGCAGCACGACGAGCUGGAUCCUGAAACAAUAUUUCCUCUGUUCCGUUUGUCGUAUCACUGGAUCGCGCCACUCGGCCUCCUCGCGACCCUCACCGUGGGUUCCAUUGUCGGCUGGUUCUUCGACAAACGGGACGAUUCUAAGAUGGACGCGGAACUUUUCACACCUAUCGUCUGGAGAUUCUUACCGAGAGAAGCACACGAGAAUUCAGGAUUAACGAGACGAGCUCUGAAUGCGAAGAAUGUGGAUUCACCGACACCGUCCGUCCCGCUUAUUCUCGGCCAGGUUUCAGAUAAAAUUGAAAUGAACGGAGAGACCAGUAGAUGAUGUGAAGAUUUAGAUUCACGAUUUUUUGACGAUCGAUUAUUUUAUAAGUGUAUUAAAGUUCGUUUAGAAUUUUUAAUAUUUCACAAAAAAACAUAAUAGUUUUUAUGUCAAAGGUAAGUCGGUAAGGUAUGUUAAUGUAUACACAAUCAGUAUCACUAUAUGUACUUAAUAUAUUAGAAGUAAAUUAGUAUACAAACUGUAGAAUACUUAUUUAUAGUAUGAUAUAUAUUUAUUUAGUAUAAGUUAAAGUAGUAGAACGAAUAAGUAGAAUCAUUCCUGUAAGAAUAUUUCAAUCAAAUUUGUACAAAAUGUAUCGUGGAAAAAUUAUGAAGGGGGGAUGGGGGGUUAUAUAACAUAAAUAGGUUCAUGUUGAACAUACUUGCAUAUCGCCAGAAUAGAGGAAGAAACGCUAAAGACUUAAAGUAGUACCUUUGGCUCUUUAACCUUUUUGUAACAAAAUUGUAAAUCAUCCUGGUUGUGACAUCAUCCGCUUAAUGGCCCAGUGGUUAGAAAGUAAAUCUUUGCCGAAUGACGCGGGUUCAAAUGUGGAUACAACGGGAUCUCGGGAAAUGAAAAGAUUCGCAAACGGAUGAAAAUACAUCAACCUACAUGAUACAGAGUGGUUGAAUUAGUUCUGAAUUUUAUCAAAUAGAUGGAACAGCUGUGGGA